AUUACUAAUAUAUAAAUGGCUAGUUUAUUAAUUAAAGAUAAAUUAAGCAAUUCAGGAAACCGGCCCAGUAAGUCGCUAAAUAGGGACUAAAGUCAAUCUCCUCCACUGAUAAAGUGUCCUCGCUGGGAAGCUUCCUACACCAAAGAAAUUACACAUCUGGAGCAAAUCUCAAACCCAGUUUUGGGCUGCAGGAAGCAUUAGCUAGGUAAUGGCCGCGUCUUUAGUGGUGGGUGUUACGCAUCCAGCAACUGUGUUCCCGUAAAGCCACCCAGACUCCACAAUACAGUUUUAAAAAUAGUCUGGGCGCAGCUUUUUCUAGAGGAAGUUUAAAUCCCCGGGUCCGUCAGUGGACUGCACACUACACUUCGGUUCUCUCGAGCGUGGGUGGAGGGCGAGCCCCCUCCCCCGAAGUAGCCUAGAACCCCAGAGGAGAGAGUGGAGGACUACAGAAGGUUGGGAUGGGAUGCCGCUCCGGGGCUGGGUAGCUGAAGCCCAAUGAGAAGUUCCAGAAGGCGGGAUCAGAGCCGGGGGGAAGAGGGAGGAAGAGGGAAUCUCGAAGCCUUUCCUUGUCCGUCGAUCUCCUGACCCCAGGGCGCUGACCUUUGCGUGGCCCCGCAAAGAUGGGAGUGCUCGGGCUCCCUUGGCCUUCAGCCGCUGCCCAGCCGGGCUUGUUGUUACUGUUGCAGCUGCUGCAGCCGGUGCAGCUCGUGACCGCAGGGACUUCAUCCCACCAUCUGCGAUAUGACUUCACUAUUGUAUCUCAGCCCAGCCAGGGCCAAAACUCUUACACGGUCCUGGGCUACUUUGAUGGCCAGCCUUUUGUGUGGUGUUGCCGGCAGGGCCAAAGAGCAGAACCCCGAGCCCCCUGGUCUCAGGUGCAAGGGCCUCGGUCUUGGGAGAGACUGAUUAGAAGCUUGAAGACCAUGGCCCAGCGCCUCCUUAUCAACCUGAAAAGCAUUAUGGAAACUAAAGAGACGGAAAAGGUUUGGAAUGGGGAGGCUCCAGGGUCUCACACUUUGCAGGCCAUAGCUAUGUGUGAGUUCCAAGGAAACCAGAGCAACCCUGGUUUCUGGAGGUAUGGCUAUGAUGGUCAGGAACUUAUCUUGGACUUAGAGAUGCUCAACCUAACUGAAACUGAGUCAAAGAGACAAGUGGAAGUCAGGAAUUACCUGGGAAGAGCAAACCUGGAACAAGACUUCCUGGUGCGGACUUGCCUCCACCCUCUUAGGAAAUACCUUGAAGCUGGGGUGUUGACAUUACAGAAAACAGUUCCUCCAUCAGUGUGUGUCACUCACCGUGGGGCUUUCAGUAAGAAGUCAAUCCUAAAAUGCCAAGCAAUCAGUUUCUACCCCGCGGACAUCAGUCUGACAUGGCUUCGGGAUGGAAAACCAAUGAGCAAAGGAACCCAGGAAUCUCAGUCUAUUCGACCACAAGGGGAUGGGACCUAUCAGAGUUAUGUGAAUGUUGAGGUACCCUCUGAAGAAGAAUCCAGAUAUGCUUGUCUUGUGGAACACCAGGGACUAAAUGGAACUUUUACUAGGAUCUGGGAGCCACCUCCACCAAAACUCCUUCCAAUAUGGAUCAUUUCGGGAUGCCUAGCCUCCGCACUGGUCUUUGUGGGAACUACAAGUGUCUUUAUCUGGAGGAGAUGGAAAAAGAAGAGAACAGGUUUUAGAACUAAGGAGAAUGUUUGAGGAGUGGGUCAUGGGGGAAGAAGAAGACCAAUAUCUGUCUAUGUCAGGUGAGUGAGAAGUAGGGAAAGAAGGAGAAAAUCACUAACAGAAGCAGAACUAGAAGAGAGCUCCAAAGUACAAGAAGAAACCAAAGCCAAGACAGAAAGUGAAUUGUUGCUCAAGAAUUGGCAGAGUUGGGAUAGAAUCCCAAUCCUGGCCUCCUGUCUCUUCCAUUAUAUUGUCUUUGGUUAAAUGAGAUAAUUUAUGUAAAAUGCUUUCCAGAGCACAAA
Messenger RNA from Gracilinanus agilis (Agile Gracile Mouse Opossum), 1963 nucleotides. RefSeq names its product hereditary hemochromatosis protein homolog. Gene Ontology annotation, biological process: positive regulation of T cell mediated cytotoxicity; antigen processing and presentation of endogenous peptide antigen via MHC class I via ER pathway, TAP-independent; immune response. NCBI's taxonomy places the organism in Eukaryota, Metazoa, Chordata, Mammalia, Didelphimorphia, Didelphidae. The record is from RefSeq and is a predicted model, not a curated record. The transcript is spliced from 6 exons. Gene Ontology annotation, cellular component: external side of plasma membrane. Gene Ontology annotation, molecular function: signaling receptor binding; peptide antigen binding. Bases 621 to 1694 code for a protein of 357 amino acids.